AUGAACAUUCUUUUGGCGGCCAUUUUGGCACUUGCUACAGUUACUCUGGCCAACUUUGACCUCUAUGUUGGCUCUCAGUCACAUUUUCUUGAACCCGUGGUUUUCACUGUCUGGCAAAUAUUUGAGGCGGAGCCAGACUGCAGACAAGUCUGGGAUACUGUUUAUUAUGAGGAUUCAGAGGAUGUGAGUGGGACCAAGGCUGGCGUUCGGUGCGAAGGCGAUGGAUGCCUUGGAGGCGCGGACCCAGUCGCUAUCACUACUCUGGAAAUGAAUUUCCAUGGAGAAGAUCCCAUCUACCACUGGACUAUCUAUAAGGACCGCAACUAUGACAUGAUCGGCCUCGACGGCAAAGUCUAUGGCAACUGUAUCCUGUUCCCAGGGGAUGAUUAUGAAUGCAUUGAUCCUGUGAUUGGCGCCUACUCAGGUGGACGGAAGUUCCGCUGCCUGACUGAAUUCACCGCUGCACAAAUCAAUGAUGCAUAA
Neoarthrinium moseri is the source of this 483-nucleotide messenger RNA. RefSeq lists its product as uncharacterized. The record is from RefSeq and is a predicted model, not a curated record. NCBI's taxonomy places the organism in Eukaryota, Fungi, Ascomycota, Sordariomycetes, Amphisphaeriales, Apiosporaceae. The transcript has 2 exons. Bases 1 to 483 code for a protein of 160 amino acids.